Messenger RNA from Huiozyma naganishii CBS 8797, 468 nucleotides. RefSeq lists its product as uncharacterized. The transcript has a single exon. The record is from RefSeq and is a predicted model, not a curated record. Bases 1 to 468 code for a protein of 155 amino acids. NCBI's taxonomy places the organism in Eukaryota, Fungi, Ascomycota, Saccharomycetes, Saccharomycetales, Saccharomycetaceae.
AUGAGAAAGUCGGGAGGAAAAAGGGUUGUUGAAUGUUUAUAUAAAAUAGCCGCCGUCCUCUCGUGCUGCCAGAGACCAUUUAACGUGUUGUACGUUCGUUUAGACCUCGUACUAACCAAAAUACAUGUUCAUCUCUCUCGGUAUUUUUCUUUUCUCACUCCCGAGGGAAGAAGGAUGAAAAGGGAAGAACGAACGCAAUUGACCAAAGUGAAAUGUUUAGCCACAUUGAGAUAUUUGCAAGAACAUCGUAACGAGUUUAUCAAAAUUGGUAAUGUUGAUGAGCAAGGUGUUGUGACCUUUGAUAUUAUUGAAUUCAACAUAAUGAGGAGAAUUAUCGAGGAAAACGUAAGAAUGAAAGCACCCCAUGUUGAAAUUUUGCCUGAAAUCGGAGUCGAUUUUGCUCAACCAAGAAGUGGGCAGGAUCAUCGUUCAUUUGAAAGUAUACCACCGGUGCCCUUUGCUACUUAA